This is a messenger RNA of Rhea pennata, 2701 nucleotides long. It is a transcript of the gene DUSP15, whose product is annotated as dual specificity phosphatase 15. NCBI's taxonomy places the organism in Eukaryota, Metazoa, Chordata, Aves, Rheiformes, Rheidae. Gene Ontology annotation, molecular function: RNA polymerase II cis-regulatory region sequence-specific DNA binding; protein tyrosine/serine/threonine phosphatase activity; DNA-binding transcription factor activity, RNA polymerase II-specific. Gene Ontology annotation, cellular component: nucleus. Gene Ontology annotation, biological process: immune system process; protein dephosphorylation; regulation of transcription by RNA polymerase II. The record is from RefSeq and is a predicted model, not a curated record.
CGCGCCGCAGCCCCUCGCCGCGGCUCCCACCUCGUAGUGGUUGCGGAAGUGGCAGAUGCGGACGUGCUCGUCCAUGUACGUGUGGUCGAAGUGCUCCCGCAGCCAGCCGACGUCGCACCAGUGGAAAUCCCACUCCUCCUCGCUGCGGGCAGAGCGCACGCCGCGAGGAAGGCGCCCGCCGCGGCGGAAGAGCCGCCGCCGCGUUGGGGCCGUCCCCCGCCCUUUCCGAAGGUGGAGUUUCUCCGCUCUGGCCGAGGCGGCGGCGGCCGGCGCCGGAGCAGCCUCCGCCGGCGGGAGGCAGGCGGCUGCGGCAGGAGCUGCCGGCGGCGCGGAUUUGCUCCGAGCCGGGAGAGGCACGGCGGCCGCGCGGACGUCGCCGUCGGUGCCGCCGGGCAGAGCCGCCCCCGCCUCCGUGGGGCAGCGGUCCUGCAGGAGCAGAGCCCGGCGCGACGCGAGCCCGGCGUCCAGCGCGGGGACCGGCAUGGGGAACGGCAUGAACAAGAUCCUCCCUGGUCUUUACCUUGGAAACUUCAUCGAUGCCAAAGACCUGGAGCAGCUCAGCCGGAACAAGAUCACCCAUAUUGUUUCAAUCCAUGAAUCUCCGCAGCCCUUGCUGCAGGAAAUCACCUACCUCCGUAUCCCUCUGCCAGACACACCUGAGGCCAACAUCAAGAAGCACUUCAAAGAAUGCAUCAGUUUUAUCCACCAGUGUCGCCUGCGUGGAGGGAACUGCCUUGUGCACUGUCUUGCAGGGAUCUCCCGGAGCACUACUAUCGUGGUCGCCUACAUUAUGGCUGUUACAGAGCUGAGCUGCCAGGAGGUGCUCGAGGCCGUCAAAACGGUUCGACCCAUUGCCAACCCCAACCCUGGCUUCAGACAGCAGCUGGAUGAGUUUGGCCGCGGUGCAGCCCAGAAGGUCCGUAAGCAUCUGAAGCAGAGGUAUGGGGCAAUCCCUUUCAAUGAUGAAGAAGAAAUAAAGGCACUGCUGCCCGCAGAAAGAGGAGGACCAUCCAGAACAGAGGGAGCUCUGCAGGGACUGAUACCCAGAGCCAGAGAUGUAAAGAGCACAGCUCCUUUUCUGCUGCGGGUGAAGAGGAUGUUCUCCUGCAUCCCUGCUUGUCUGAAGAUGUGCCGUCCUCGGUGCGGGGGUGCCCUGCCCCCCGCCCCCUGCCCCGGGGCCACGGCGCGGCGCAGAACCGAAAGCGGCGGGCGGAAAGGGAAAGUGAAAGUGCGGCGGCGCUUUCGCUUUCGGCGCCGCCGCGCGGUCCCGCGGGCCGCGCCGCGCCGCAGCGGGGCCGCGCCGAUGGCGGCGCCGGGGGCGCACAUGCGGCUCAAGGAGUGGCUCAUCGCCCAGAUCGACAGCGGCCGGUACCCGGGGCUGCGCUGGGAGAACCGCGAGAAAACCCUGUUCCGCAUCCCCUGGAAACACGCCGCCAAGCAGGACUACCGGCAGCAGGAGGACGCGGCGCUCUUCAAGGCUUGGGCCAUCUACAAGGGGAAGUACCACGAAGGCACGGACAAGGCAGACCCGUCCACCUGGAAAACGCGCCUCCGCUGUGCCCUCAACAAGAGCACCGACUUCCAGGAGGUACCUGAGCGGAGCCAGCUGGACAUCUCGGAGCCGUACAAGGUCUAUCAGAUCGUGUCCGACGGGGCCCGGGACGCGGACAGGGAUGGCAGCACGGAGUCGCCAGCCAGCAAGGAGCAGCGGGUGAGCCAGCCCCCGACCCCCGUGCCGUCCUCCGCGGGCGUUAGCUGCAGGCCAGAGGAGGGCAGCGCCGCGGUGAACCUGGAAGAGGAGAGCCGGCCGGGCGCGAUGGAGCCGGCGCUGCCGCUGCCCCCGGCCUCUGCGCACCCGGCGGAGCGGGGAUACCACGUGCGGGGCCUCUUCUACGGCUGGAACCCGGCCCCCGGCCGCCUCCUCCCGGGCCCCCCGUCCUACCUCCCCGCCGAGGACUUCAACCACUCAGACUGCUGGCUCCACGUCCGCCUCUACUACUGCGACGUGCUGGUGAAGGAGCUGACGACACGCACGGCCGAAGGCUGCCGCAUCACCUCCCGCGCGGUGCCGGCCGACAGCGAGCGGCUCUACGGCCCCUCGUGCAUGGAGCAGAUCCAGUUCCCCCCGCCGCGGGCGCUGAGCGGCAGCAGCCGGGUGGCCGGCAUGACCGACGUGCUGGAGCGGCUGCUGCCGCACCUGGACCGCGGCGUGCUCCUCUGGGUCGCCCCCGAGGGCGUCUUCAUGAAGCGCCAGUGCCAGGGCCGGGUGUACUGGAACGGGCCGCUGGCCCCGCACAGCGACUGGCCCAACAAGCUGGAGCGCGAGAAGACCUACAAGCUGCUGGACACGCAGCAGUUCCUGCAGCAGCUGCGGGAGUACCUGAGCCACGGGCAGCCCUCGCCGCAGUACCAGAUCAACCUGUGCUUCGGCGAGGAGUACCCCACCAGCACCGGCCACCGCUUCCAGAAGCUCAUCAUGGCCCACGUGGAGCCGGUGUUCGCGCGGGAGCUCUUCCAUCACGCGCAGCGCCUGGGGCCGCAGCUGCUGCGCGAGGCCUCGCAGCCCUGCGCCCCCGGCGCCUCCAACCACAUCGUCCACGUCCUCAAGCAGCUCUGCCAGCCCUGAGCCCCGGCGCGGCGCGGGAGGAGGGACGCGGCGGCGGCGGCACGCGCCGCGGGCGAGAGCUGGGGCCGCGCGGCG